Temnothorax curvispinosus is the source of this 574-nucleotide messenger RNA. RefSeq lists its product as uncharacterized. The annotation marks the transcript as partial. Lineage: Eukaryota; Metazoa; Arthropoda; Insecta; Hymenoptera; Formicidae. The transcript has 2 exons. The record is from RefSeq and is a predicted model, not a curated record.
GUGCCGAUUCCCGAUGUUGAAACUCCAACGUGUGAAAACAACAUUUUGUUGGAUCGUCGCGCGGUUUGUAUACUCAGCAGACGAUACGCGCUGACAGCUACGGAAUACAAAUUCCUCGAAAUUGGUAUCAACGUGGGUCCACCGAGCUACGUGGAGAUCGCCAUUGGAGAUCCUCGCCGAGGAAAGGAACUGCUGUUGUCUCUCGAAACGUGGAAGGCGCUAUACGAGCAACGGCAAAAUAUUCAGAAUUUCUUUCGCAAUGACUUCACAGAUAUCCAUAAUUUUAUAAACGUUGGACCGCUAACGGUGAGAGUUUGUACGGUUAAUAACAUCAAACUCAUACGUCUCGAAUCUGCAAACGUAUGCUUGAGAAUGACCGAAUCGACGUUGCAUCGUAUGUUCGAUCUCGAUCGGUGCAUCGAUGCGAGAUUCGAUCAUUUGAUCAGAAUACUUGCGACAGUCGAUGCAAAGUUUGCGCAGUUCUCCGAUAUCGCGUCCACUGUGAAGGAUCCCAAGGAAGCGUCGAAUGUAAUAUACGCUAGCGAUGCGUUCAAUACGAAUCAGAUCAUCGAUU